AUGACGACCCUUGAACAAGCCCUCUCGCAACAGAAGACGGCGAACGUUCUUCUUCGCCCAAGCGUCGCACCUGCUACCGCGAGCAGUGGUGGCUCGCUGACCUUCAGCUUGUGCAAUCAGACUUCCUCGAACAAUGUCUAUGCCUAUGUUACUGGGAUUGCAACCAACAACAACUAUGCCAACUAUCUCCUGAAAUCUGACGGUGUCACACCUUACUAUCCCAACAAUCCAACCUCCACCGGAACUGCACUCUCAGAAAACUGCGCUAUCCCCCUCGGAAAAGUGGGCUCAACCACCGACAUCACUGUCCCAUUUACCGAUGGAGGCAGAGUCUGGUUCAGUAUUGGCGACACCCUGACUUUUCUGCUAAACCCUGGGGAAUCUGGGGCCGAAUUGGUCGAACCAUCUGUUACCAACACCUCUGAUCCCAACUACAACCUGACCUGGGACUUUUGCGAAUUCAGUCUUGGCACCGCGGGACUCUAUGUCAACAUCACAUACGUUGACUUUGUCUGUAUCCCCAUCGCUCUGACCCUGACGAACACGAGCGGAACGGUCACCCACGUUAGCGGUCUCCCUUCAGACGGGCUUGAAACGAUCUGUAACGAACUCAUCGCUCAAAACAACAAGGACAGCGCUGGCUGGGACAAACUUAUUGUCAAGAAGAGUGAUGGAUCGACCCUCCGCGUUUUGAACCCAACGGGUGGUAUCGAUUUCGACUCGACACUCUUCAAAGACUACUGGACCGACUACGUCAACCAGGCCUGGAACAAAUACGUCAGCGCGUCGCUGGAGAUUGAUACUCAAAGCUCAUGGGGCGUCGUCGAUGGGAAUACCUCCAAUGACCGCAAUUCGAUUACUUUCAGUGGGGUGGGAAGUUUCUCGAAGCCGUCCGCAGCUGAUAUAUUCAGCCAGAGCACGGGCGCCUUCGCUCCGCAGGCAUCCAAUACUGAUGAACUGCUGAACAUUGGAGCAAGACUAUCUACAGCAAUCAACCGCUCAACGUUAUUGACCGACCCUGAUCAGCCCGAUGCUGAGACCGUUUCAUCGUACUACCAGAACAGCGUCACGAACCAUUUCGCGAGGAUUGUUCAUGCGGCGAACUUGGACGGCAAAGGAUACUGUUUCCCCUAUGAUGAUGUCGGAGGUGCGAAUGAAGAGGACCAGAGUGGCCGAUUAACCGACCCGUCGCCAAGCAACUUGUUGAUCACUGUCGGGGGCGGGAACGCGAGUUCGAAAUUGAAGAGGGGACUCGUGGAGGCUGAGAAGCCGAAGAUGAAGAGGUCUCUUGCCUGGAACGAGGACGUAAAGGAGCCACUUCCUCAGGCGGCUGACUACCGGGAUCUGGAGAAGGCUCAGGUGGCCGAUUACCGAGAUCUGGAGAAGGGUGAACAUCCGAAGUUGAUGAAUGAGCUGGCGAGAGCCAAUGAAGCACCCAAGGCCAUCGUUCCCCCUAUCCUGAAGCGGGCUCUCGGAAGAUACUGGACACAAUUCCGCUCCUCUUCAUUGUACGAGCGUCUCGGCCCAAUCAUCGAACUCAUCAACCAAUUUCUCAUCUCAUUCCUUUCCCUAUCGCUGCGAGCUGUCCUUUCACGCCUCGCUAUUAUUCUCUUUGUCCUCAUCUUUUACUUUCUCGGUAUGGAGCCCCGCGGGGCCGACAUUGCCUCUCAACGACGCAUCCUGGAGGCAGCUGGUCUGCUCAAUAACGGCACCAUCACACAUGGGAUGUGA
Amorphotheca resinae ATCC 22711 is the source of this 1731-nucleotide messenger RNA. RefSeq names its product glycoside hydrolase family 64 protein. The record is from RefSeq and is a predicted model, not a curated record. The transcript has 3 exons. The coding region runs from base 1 to 1731 and encodes 576 amino acids. NCBI's taxonomy places the organism in Eukaryota, Fungi, Ascomycota, Leotiomycetes, Helotiales, Amorphothecaceae.